CUCGUUUAGACAAAGAAAGAGAUAGAGAGAGAGAGAGUCUGAUCGGUCCUUGACGAGACAGUGCACUUUAACAACGGGCUUCAAAGUUUUUUUUUCUCACUCUCUCCUCUUCUUUUUCUUUCCUUUCUCUUCCAAUCAAGAACAAACCCUAGCUCCUCUCUUUCUUCUUCUCUCUCUCUCCCUCUCUCUAUCUUCUUAUCAGUACUCUCAUCAGAUCAAUCAUCAUGAACGAUCCUCCUGAUCUGAGCAACGACGACUCUGCUGCUUGGAGAGAACUCACUGCUUCGGAAUCUGACUUCUUUGACAGAGACACUUCCACUAUCCUCUCUGACUUCGGCUGGAACCUCGGCCACUCCUCCGAUCAUCCUCACAAUCUCUCCGAUCUUACACCAACCAAGCCCCAUCCGAAUCAUCUACCCUCCACUUCUUCUUGUUCCUCAUCCGUAGCCGCCGUUACAGAGGUUUCCACCCCUAAUACUAAUCCUUCCGCUACCUCGAGCUCAAGUGAGGAUCCAGCUGAAAACUCCACCGCCUCAGCGGUCAAAACACCACCGGAGACACCAGUGAAGGAGAAAAAGAAGGCUCAAAAGCGAAUUCGUCAACCAAGAUUUGCAUUCAUGACCAAGAGUGAUGUGGAUAAUCUUGAAGAUGGUUAUCGAUGGCGUAAAUAUGGACAAAAAGCUGUCAAGAAUAGCCCAUUCCCAAGGAGCUACUAUAGAUGCACAAAUAGCAGAUGCACGGUAAAGAAGAGAGUGGAGCGGUCAUCGGAAGAUCCAUCGAUAGUAAUCACAACAUACGAAGGACAACAUUGCCAUCAAACCAUUGGAUUCCCUCGAGGUGGAAUCCUCACUGCACAUGACCCUCAUAGUUUCACAUCUCAUCAUCAUCUCCCUCCUCCAUUGCCAAAUCCUUAUUAUUACCAAGAACUCCUUCAUCAACUUCAUAGAGACAAUAAUACUCAGUCACCGUGGUUACCCCAAUCUACUACUGAAGAUGCAUCUACACUGUCUAAUCCAUCAGAGGAAGGCUUACUUGGUGAUAUUGUACCUCAAACUAUGCGCAAUCCUUGAGGGAAGCUUUGGUAACAAUAGUUAAGGAGGUGCUAACUCAUAUAGAAGAUAUUGGAGACGGGAAAAUGCAGGGAGGGUAUAACCAAUAUGGCCGCAACUCCUUGUAACCAUGGAUCUAUACAUAACUAUAUAUAUAUUACUUCAUUGUUCAUCAAUAGCGCCUAGCUCACCACCGGUAGGUUGCAAUUUCUAAGAGAUAUGUAUAUAUAUGAAGUUAUGCAUGUAUGUAGUUAUAUACCCAGGUAUAAUUUUGAUGUAACUCAACAUUAAUCUACUCAGUCGUGGAUUCAUCCCACAUUCAGAUGCGUGUAUAUGCAAUUGAGAAAAAGAACGUGGAGGAUUUGACGUUAUAGUUAUUUUACUUUUCUU
This is a messenger RNA of Camelina sativa (false flax), 1439 nucleotides long. Its product is annotated as putative WRKY transcription factor 57. Gene Ontology annotation, biological process: regulation of DNA-templated transcription. The record is from RefSeq and is a predicted model, not a curated record. Gene Ontology annotation, molecular function: DNA-binding transcription factor activity; sequence-specific DNA binding. Lineage: Eukaryota; Viridiplantae; Streptophyta; Magnoliopsida; Brassicales; Brassicaceae.